AUGGCCUAUCCAUCACCCUACACCGGAUCUACUCCCGGCGAGGAGGACUACUACUACCGGGAACGAUUCCAGUCGGCAACGCCAACCCCCUCCCCUCGCGGUCCAUCCAACUACUACUACCCGCCCGGCUCAACCCCCCAGCGGCCGGCAACUCGCGCCCACUUCCGCAAUGCCAGCAGUGGCUUCAGCGAGUACAGUCCCCGUCCGCCGACGGCGUCGCCUCGAUACACGAGCGAUGGCUACUAUGCCACGGCAAAUGUGAGUAGUGGUCAUCAUUCGCGCAAGCAUUCAUGGGCCACUCCGUCGCACCCAACGCGCGAGCGCCGAUCUUCUUUUGUCUAUGUACGGGCCUCGACGCCCCACGGAGAAUCCGACGAGGACGAGAUCAUCGAGAUGGAUGGCCGUACUUGGGUGCUGCCGGGACAGUCGUCACGGGCGAGGAGCAAGAGGCAUUCUGUUCAGGAGACAUUUUAUUAUGAAGACGCCGCUCGAGGAUAUCCCACUGAUUACCACUACCCCAAACAGAGCGGAUUUGCCUACAUUGAGCGCGAUGUCCCGGCGUAUGAGCCUCGCCCUACCCGCACCCCCGCGAACACCCAUUCUCGCCGUGCCUCGACCUCGGUUCCCCAGCGGCCCUCCACUACCCGCCCCGGCAGCAGCUCCCAGGCCAAGAAGGCUCAACACCCUCGUCCUGAGGCUGAUGCCAAGAAGCCCCCACCGCCUCCAGUGGCUCGACAGGCUACCGAGGCUGAUGCCAAGAAGCACAAGAUUCCCCCAGGAUACUCACUCAAGAACUGGGACCCUACCGAGGAGCCUAUACUUCUCCUGGGCAGCGUUUUUGACUCCAACUCCUUGGGCAAGUGGAUCUAUGACUGGACCGUUUACCACCAUGGACCUGCCACUCCUAUUGCUGAUAUGGCCGGUGAGCUGUGGUUGUUGCUGAUUCAACUGGCUGGCAAGCUCAAGCGCGGAGAGGAGACUGUUGACCGCGUACGCAGUGCCGAGAAGAGAGAAUGCCUCGAUGACUUCAUUGACGCGGGUGAGCGUCUUACUGACAAGCUCCGCAAGCUGCUCAAGACGUGCGAGGCGCCCAUGCUCAAGGCGAGCAAGAAAUCGUCUUCUCUCGGCAAGAAUGCCGGUGUCCAGUUUGUCGAGACCCUCUUCGGCGUCGAGCGUGAGUUGGACAAGACUGAGCGAUUCAUGCAGGGCGUUCGUCUUUUCAUUCUGAGAUUCGACGCCAACUGCGAUGACAUCCUCAGGAACCCCACGCUGUAA
This is a messenger RNA of Colletotrichum orchidophilum, 1275 nucleotides long. Its product is annotated as vegetative cell wall protein gp1. The record is from RefSeq and is a predicted model, not a curated record. NCBI's taxonomy places the organism in Eukaryota, Fungi, Ascomycota, Sordariomycetes, Glomerellales, Glomerellaceae. Bases 1 to 1275 code for a protein of 424 amino acids. The transcript has a single exon.